Oncorhynchus nerka (sockeye salmon) is the source of this 6701-nucleotide messenger RNA. RefSeq names its product semaphorin-4G-like. The record is from RefSeq and is a predicted model, not a curated record. Gene Ontology annotation, molecular function: semaphorin receptor binding; chemorepellent activity. Gene Ontology annotation, biological process: neural crest cell migration; positive regulation of cell migration; axon guidance. Lineage: Eukaryota; Metazoa; Chordata; Actinopteri; Salmoniformes; Salmonidae. Gene Ontology annotation, cellular component: plasma membrane.
CAGUUUGCUGUGGGUGAAAGUCCACUGUAGAUUACAAACACACCGCAUUGGGAUUCUUUUUUUUAUACCGAACACCGUAUCUUCAAGGAAUCCCCCCAUAAUUUCAGAUGGAACCUGCAGCAAGGAGAUGAGCCAGCUGGUUCAGGCUUCAGCACAGAGCGAGAGAGACUUCCAGUGUCUGUUGGCGUGUAUGUGCUAGAGAGUAUAUAUGUGUGUGUGUGUGUGUGUCUGCCGAGAGGAGAGAAGACUGCCUUCCAGCGGUGUGUGUGGGAGCAAUUGUGUUUCUUUGCUUGAGCUGGUGUGAGUGGGUGAGUUCUUUACUCUGAAUAGUAGAAGAAUGGCAGCUCGCUAGUGUGUGUUUAUGUGAAUGCAUGUGCAUGAGUGUGUGUUUUCCCGAGUGAGUGUGUUGUUUCCACCUCUCUGAGGAGUAGUAGGAGGGCAGCUCUCUCCCCCUGGCUGUGUGUGUGUGUGUGUGUGUGUGGAGAUGGCAGUGUGUGUGUGUACUACCCUGCCCGCACUGCUCCUGCUCCUGAGCUGCGGUGUGUGUGUGACGGUGGGAUACCCAUUUAGACCCCCCAUAGACCUGGAUGUCACCCCCAGAAUCACCAUAACUACCAGCGGUCUGUUGGGCUGCAGACGUUUCCAGUCCUCAGUAGUGAACUACAGUACUCUGCUACUAGAGGAGGACAAGGGUCUUCUCUAUGUGGGGGCCCGGGGGGCCGCGUUCUCUCUCAACGCCACAGACAUCUCAGACAGCACAGCUCGCACUAUUGAAUGGGAAGCCUCGACGGAGCAAAAACAGCAGUGUCUGAGCAAAGGGAAAGACAAUAAGACAGAGUGUUAUAACCACAUCAGGUUUCUCCAGAGAUUUAACUCAACUCAUCUCUACAUGUGUGGGACUUACGCCUUCAGACCUCUCUGUGCAUACAUAGAUGAGGGGAGGUUUAAAGUAUCAUCUGAGUUUGAGGAGGGCCGAGAGAAGUGUCCAUAUGGACCUGCUACAGGCUACACUGGCCUCAUCGUAGACCAGCAGAUGUACACAGCGUCUCAGUAUGAGUUCCGGGGCUUCCCGGAUGUCCGACGUAAUUCCCCCUCCCCCACAGUGAGGACAGAGGAGGCACCCACACGCUGGUUACAUGAGGCUGACUUUGUGGGCAGUGCCCUGGUGAGGGAGAGUGAGGGCAGUACCACCGGAGAUGACGAUAAAAUCUAUUACUUCUUUACUGAGAAGAGCCAGGAGCAGACACCAUACUACAGCCACAUUAGAGUGGCACGGGUUGGACGAGUCUGUAAGGGAGACCGAGGAGGUCUUUUGACCCUCCAGAAGAGGUGGACAUCGUUCCUGAAGGCCAGACUGGUGUGUUCCCUGCCGGAAUAUGACUUCUACUUCAACGUGUUGAGGAGUGUGUACACGCUGUCGGGGGACACACCUCACGACACGCUGUUCUACGGUGUCUUUGGUCUCGAGUGGAAGAACGUGAAGGCGUCGGCAGUGUGCCAGUUUUCUCUGUCUGAGCUCCAGCGGGUCUUUGAUGGGCCCUACAUAGAGAACCAGGACUCUGGAGCCAAAUGGAGCGAGUACACUGGCAAGGUCCCUGACCCACGACCUGGAUCAUGUAUAACAGACCAGUUGAGAUCCAGAGGUAUCAACUCCUCCACCUCCUUGCCAGACGACGUGUUGAACUUUGUGAGGAGACACCCUCUGAUGUCCCAGCAAGUCAAGUCUACAGAGCAGCGCCCCCUGUUGUUCAGGAGGACCACAGACUACACCCAGCUAGCGGCUCACAGGGUGAAGGGGCUGGACGGGCAGAACUACCAUGUACUGUUCAUGGGCACAGACGAUGGCUGGCUGCACAGGGCUGUGGAGGUCAAGGGCCAUCUACACAUCAUAGAGGAGCUACAGCUGUUUGACCAACCACAGCCUGUGGAUAGCCUGGUCAUCUCACACACACAGAUGAGUGUGUAUGUAGGUUCUCCCUCUGGUGUGGUCCAGCUGCCUCUCUCCACCUGUAGCAGGUACACCUCCUGUUAUGACUGUGUCUUCUCCCGGGACCCUUACUGUGGCUGGGAUGGACAGGACUGUGUGGACAUCACAGCACAGACUGACAGGUCUAACCUGAGUCAGGACGUCCUGUAUGGGAACAGAGGAUGUGACAGCGACACAGCAGACGAGCUAGUCCAGCACCGGAGCCGGUCUGUGAUGGUGGGAGAUGACGUGCUGCUCCAGUGUGAACUCGGCUCCAACCUGGCAACCCCAGUAUGGACUCUGGGUGGGUCAGAGCUGCAGGGCUACGGCCUGGACUCCGGCUUCAGAGUGGGAAAUGAUGGCCUCCUGGUCAUUGAGUCCCGACCUGAGCAGAGCGGCGAGUACACCUGCCACGCCCUUGAGAAUGGCAUCCGGGUCGCCGUGGUUACGUACUCUGUGACAGUUCGUUUAGACAUGCCCCAACCCCCUCCCCCACCCAUGGACCCCACCAAGGAAGACUACUCCUACUACACCCCCCGGGACUCUGACUCAUCCAGCCUUGACCCUCCUCCACCCAGCGCACCCCCUCCUCAGAAAGGCCCCUGCUACCCCCUUCCCGGCCCAUCUCCCCCCACCUCGGAGCUGCUCUCCCCCAGGAGCAUGGAGGCUAUGUACCUGUCCAUGAUCACCAUCCUAGGGGGUCUGUGUCUGGUUCUCACAGUGGUUCUCCUCUACGUGGGCUUCUGUCUUCGGGGCGGCCAGAGGGGGAAGUACUCUCUCCGCGCUGCCGCCGCUGCCUCUGCCAAUCACACGAACAGGAAGAAAAACCACAGGAAGCAGCAUCAGAAACGCCACAGUAGCUCCACCCACCUAGAGCUCAAGACCAUCUCCAGCCACUGUAAUGGGAAUGGGAUCUGUAAUGGUAACGGUGUCUCCAAACAACCGGGGGACGGUGACGCGCAUGAAGGGGGCUUCCUCCAGAUUGUCCCUGGGGAGGGCCAGUCGUCCCCCAACAAGGACCCCCCACCCCCUGCCCCUCCUCUCCCCCCGCCUCCUCAGACCCCCCACACUGCCCUCAACCAAUCAGAGUGUGACUUGCAAGACUUCCCCAGCCCCAACGGCCUAUCGGCGACGUUACCCAGCGUCUUGCGGAGGAUGCACGGUAACAGCUAUGUGUUGUUAAGACAGAGUGACGCAGACAGCAGUUCUCCUCUCUGCUACUCCUUCACUGAGGAACUCAACAGGAUCCUAGAGAAGAGGAAGCACACACAGCUGCUACCCAAACCGGACGAGAGCUCUGUGUAGUAGAGGGAAUCUGUGUCAGGGAGGUAGCUCCCCCUGUGGUGGGAGGACUGAACUGGGACAUUAAUAUAGGCCAUUUAGCAGAUCCAAAGCGACUUACAUCAGUGAGUACAUACAUUUUGUAUUGGUGGCCCCAGCGACAAUUGAACCUAUGACUCGGUCAUUACAUUCUGAAGGGCCUGUUGUAAGGCUCUGACUUUAUCUCCUUCUCCAAGUCAAGAAUAGUAAUACUCAUCGGGAGGAACUUGAGAAACUGGCCCCAAACCGAGGGGUGCAGAGAUCAUUUGUGGAUGACCCAUGCUGCUCACAGAGUACAUGGGCUCUAGGCAAGUCUAUAUAACAGCAACUAGCCUGAUCUGAAUUAUGAGAGGGAGAUAGCCUGCCAUUUGUCCUACUUAAAGGCCCAGUGCAGUCAAAAUGCUUUUUUCCUGUGUUUUGUAUAAUAUUGUACAACAGUUGAUGAAACGAACACUGUAAAAGUGUGAUUUUUUUUAAAUCAGUGUUAUUUCCUAAUAUUUGCUAGUUGGAAAUACAGUCGUCUAAUCAACCUGUUUGCAUUGGCGGGAGUUUCGGGUUGCCUGGUGACAUCACCAGGCGGUAAAUUAGUUCAUAGACCAAUAACAAAGAGAGUUUCUAACCUCUCUGCCAAUAACAGCUAGUUUUAAGUUUUCCCCUCCCCACACAGACCACUCCCAGACAGUCCUAACAAAAGUCUUGCUUGAAAAUUUUGCUAAAAAGCUGUUUUUGUCCAUUUUAAGGUAAGGUACUUAAUUGUUACCUAGAAAUGAUUGGAUAUAGAUAUAAAAACGGCUGCAAUGGGUCUUUUUUAAAGUUUUUGCACCACUGAAAAUGGGCACACAUCUAAUGAGUCGCUUGCAUGUGUGUUGGAAUAACAAUUAUGUUUCAAAAGAGGAGAUUUCUGCACAAUAUUCAACCUUCCUAGGAGCUAUUCUUGUAUCUCUAUCUCCUGUUUGACACCCAAAGGCAUGGGUUACAGUGAGGACUCACGUAAGAUAAGCCUCUCUCCUAGAGACAGAGAGAACCUACCUCAGCUCUGCAAAACUUAGCAGGCUAGAGCUAACCCAGCUCAAGUCAAUACGGCUCAGUCUGGAUCAAUAAAAGACUAACCCUGGAUGGGGUGAUUCAGGGAGCAGGCCUCAGAUCUCAGCCCCAGAAUAAGGUUCCUCGCUGGGCAGGACACGAGUGGCAGGGACCCUGUGAAGUCUCACCACAGACCAUGGUAACAAGGAGGAAAAGGAGGAAGAAGAAGAGGCUCGUAUGAAGUUGUUGUGAAUUGUGACAACGGCCUUGAAUUGGCUUGUGUUUUAAACUGGAGGCAGAUGUCCGAAGAUGGGACAAGAGGUGUUUUAACGAUGGUGUGCUCUACACCUUUUUAGCAGGUUUCAUAUUAGAACAUUGAGGGGAAAAGUGUAUUUGUUUUUAUUCUUAGAGGUUCUCAUUGUAAAUGAUCUUUAUUGAUUACAAUGGUAACACAAACUGUAAUAACCACAUUCAAGUAUUAUUAUUAACAUAUAGCAACGUUUAACCCAAGACAGAGAGAGUAUCCAAUGAAUUUGUAAGUCGCUCUGGAUAAGAGCGUCUGCUAAAUGACUUAAAUGUAAAUGUAAAUGUAAAAUACCCUUUGAACAUUAUAUUUGUGUUAGGAAAUAUGACAGUAUUAACAGUUUUUAUGCACUUUCAAUGCCAUUUGCUUCAGACAUUCCUUGGUUAUUAUGUACUCAAAUUAAUGGACACUACAAGCACAUCAGGACUAUGGGAGAUUCAACAUCAUCACACCCUGUCAAGAGACAACACCAUCAACUGAGUUGGAGCUAAUGGAUUAGCAGCACCCCUACACUACUGACUCUCUUUCUCCUAACCAACUCCAACGAAUGUGUCUGAACUGGGGUUGGCAAAAUUCCCAGUUCUGAACUCAUCACAGCUCAGCCACAGAGGAUCAGACAUCACUUCCGGUUCAUGGCCAUAACAACUUAUAGGCUACACACCUGAGACCUGAGAGAUGCUAUCUAGUUUGGGGCCUGUCUGUUUCAAACAGAUCUUGCUCCAGCCAUUCUCAAAUAUGGUGUGAUGUCUGGUACCGUGACAUGAAGAUCUUGCCAACUGGGAAUAGUGUAGCUUCAAAAUGUCAGGAUAAUGCCACCGUUUGGAAUCAAACACAGCUCCAGUGCAAUUGGAAGACAGCAAUUAUAAUCCAGAGUGAGUGAGGAAAAAGUCAAAUCCUCCCUUCUACAACCAGCUCCCUGCUCUAUCCCAUCUUAACCUGAGAACUGGAGUUGACAUGGAUACCUCAGUAAGUAAUAUAGGUCAUGGUACAGUACAACUACUCUCUGCAACCUGACCUGUGCUGUUCACCUCAAGAUACAGGAGCAAACUGUGGAAAGUGGCAUUUAAUGGUCCUGGUCUUCACCUCAGACUACUCUGCCCUCUAUAGCCCUCUCUGUAAAGAUGACAAACUAUCACAACAUGGAAGCUUACUAAUAGAAUGGGGGACCAUCAUAAACUGUUGUCAGGUUUUAAAAGGACUGCACUAUCAGUGCCACUACGUUCUUUGAAGAAAAACAUUUAAAAGGGGGAAAAAAGCAUUUAUAUUGUGAUUUUGUACCAAGUUGCUCUUCUAUUGCCGUUGUUGUUUUAAAGCCAUUUGUAAGAGGCUCUGAUGUGGGUCUCAGUCCAUUAGUGUUGCACAAGUAGUCUAAUAACACUGUUGAACAGGGGUCUCCAACUCUGGAGAUCUAUCUCCAACUCCUGGAGAUCUAUGAGUGGUGCAGGCUUUCGUUCCAGCCCAGCGCCAACACAGCUGAUGCAAGUUAUUAUGGUCCAGAGUCAGACUGAAGACCAUGAUGAAUUGAUUUUGUUUAGUAGGUAUGUUAGUGAUGGAUUGAAGCAAAACCCUGCACAUCCAGAUUCUCUCCAGUGCCAGGGUUUGGGGAAACCUGUUGUAGAAGCAUGGUAGGUUAGCCAACAGCAUGAUGAACAGAAUAUACCACCGUAGCUAUAAGGCUUAAAUUUAAAAAAUAAUAAAAUGUGACAGAUGAGACUGUUCUCAGUCUUGCCCAUUCAUCUGGGUUUGUUUAGAUAGUUUCUCAUCCACAGUGUUCUGCAUUUCUCUCUCUCGCUCCAUAUACUGUAUCUACCAAUGGUUUCUGUCUGUCUUUCUAUCUCUCUCGCUUUGUCUCACACACUCUCUUGCUUUAUACAGUAUCUCUACCCCUUUCUCUGUCUGUGCCUGUCUCUCCUUAUUUUUCUCCCUCCCUCUCCAUAUUUACCUGUCACGUUAUGAGUAAUAUGUCCACACAACAAGAUGUCCUGCUUCACUAACACUAACACAUUGAGUAGCAGCUCACUGACUUCUGGUUCGUUUACAUUUCAUUUUGAUGAGCUGAAAUUCUAAUAAACAAUAUGUUUCAACCUC